Messenger RNA from Saccostrea cuccullata (small rock oyster), 1218 nucleotides. RefSeq lists its product as uncharacterized. The transcript has a single exon. The record is from RefSeq and is a predicted model, not a curated record. Lineage: Eukaryota; Metazoa; Mollusca; Bivalvia; Ostreida; Ostreidae. Gene Ontology annotation, cellular component: cytoplasm. Gene Ontology annotation, biological process: GCN2-mediated signaling; regulation of translational initiation. The coding region runs from base 1 to 1218 and encodes 405 amino acids.
AUGGCCUCUCAAAAUAGCAAGGAUGAGAACAAUUCACAGUGUAACCCAGCCUUGUCGUCGGGAGUCACUGAAGCGUCACCACAGAUGUCCGCUAUUCAUGAUUGCUUGCGGUCAAUUACCGGUAAACUGGACAAUAUCAAUGUACUACAGCAAUCAGUUAAUAAUAUGAAUCGGGAUCUAUGGGAUGAGGAUGGGUUAGAUGAGCGCAUCAAAUACGUCGGUCAACAACAUGAAGAUAAUGUUGGAGAAAUUGAGGCACUGAAAUUAGAAAACAAUUAUUUACGAAAAGAACUCCAAGUUUUAAAGUCAAUCGUCGUUAACUUAGAUAGAAGGGUCAGUCAGCAAGAAAAUGAAAUAGUAGACCUCAGAGGAAGAUCGAUGAGGGACAAUAUUCUUGUACAUAACUUAGCUGAAGAUGAUCAGGAAAAUCUGAACACUCGAGUUAGCGAGUUGAUAAAAGAGCAUUUAAAUUUGGAAGUUGGUUUCAUCAGGAUACACCGAAACGGUCAGAAAUUCCCUGGCAACCCGAAACCAAGGACAAUAACAGGGAAAUUACAGAACUACAAUGAUAAAGAACUCAUCUUCCAAGCUAUUCGUCAAAAGAAGGAAAAUGGCACCGUUAAGGACAUGCCCUUCUAUAUCACUCCACAGACGCCUCUGCAAAUAAAUGAAGGUAAAAAGAAACUGCAGGAGAUGAACAAUAAAUAUCGAGAAGAAAACGUCAAAACAAAGAUAGUGGGAAACAAGUUAGUCUUUCCAAACGGAAGCGUGUACCGUGACAAGGUGCUACCACCAAGGGCUGAGGAUAUACUCAUGUUGGACAAGGACGAAAUCGAAAAACUGGAUGAAUGCGAUGUAAGGAAGUGCGAAAGCGUAACAGAAGAUGGGAACAUUUUUACUUCAUUAAUCGCCGAAAUUCACACAUAUGCACAUGCUAGGAACGUUUACAAAAAUAUUCUACGCAACCCGGACUAUGCCUGUGCCAACCAUAAUAUCCUUGUAUACCGAUUCAAAGAUGCCCAAGGGCGAGUGCAUGACGGAUAUUGCGACAAUGGGGAAUACGGGGCCGGACGUCGACUACUUAAGGUACUGGUUGAGAGAGAAGUAUCGAACGUAGCGAUUGUCAUUUCGAGGAGGAAUGGUAAACAUUUAGGUCCCCGUCGGUUUGACAUUAUGAAAGAUCUGGUAAACAAAGCCGUCAGCCACACUUGUUAUUAA